This is a messenger RNA of Eruca vesicaria subsp. sativa (arugula), 3273 nucleotides long. The record is from the annotation of a GenBank genome assembly. Lineage: Eukaryota; Viridiplantae; Streptophyta; Magnoliopsida; Brassicales; Brassicaceae.
GUGAGCCCCAAAUCAUUUAAAAAACAGUGAAAGCAUGAUGAUGUCUAAUGAUGAUGAUCUCCUUCUAGGGUUUUGCAACUUCUUCGAAGACCCUUCUUCUCUUUCACUUCUCUGAAGUUCAGAUUCGUGUCGGAGAAUUCUUUUUUUCUUUCUAAUGUUACAAUGGCAGACAAGAUAUUCACUUUCUUCCUAAUCUUGUCUUCAGUCUCUACUCUCCUCUGUUCUUCUUUGAGUUCAUCUCUUAAUCUCUCACUAAUAAGACAAGCCAAAGUCCUUGUCUCACUAAAACAAAGCUUUGAUUCCUAUGAUCCUUCUCUUGAUUCUUGGAACAUUCCAAAUUUCAACUCUCUCUGUUCUUGGACUGGCGUCUCUUGUGACACCUUGAACCAGUCCAUUACUCGUCUCGACAUCUCUAAUCUCAACAUCUCCGGCACACUCUCGCCAGAGAUCCUCAAGCUGACGAGUCUAGAGUACUUAAACAUCUCAAACAACGCCUUUGAAGGAGAGCUUGCGCCACUUGAGUUCAGUCGAUUGACUCAGCUCACGACGCUCGACGCUUACGACAACAACUUCAACGGAUUACUUCCUCUGUCUCUAACCAAACUCACUCAACUCGAUUACUUAGACCUCGGAGGAAACUACUUUACCGGUGAGAUCCCUAGACGCUACGGAGGUUUCUUGCGUCUCACGUUACUAUCUUUAUACGGAAAUGACCUAAGUGGGAGAAUCCCUAACGAGUUAGGGAACAUCACAACUCUUCAGAAACUAUACUUAGGCUACUACAACGACUUCCACGGCGGGAUACCAGCGGAUUUGGGGAGAUUGAGCAAUCUUGUUCACUUGGAUUUAGCUAAUUGCAGCUUGAAAGGAUCAAUUCCUUCAGAGUUAGGGAAUCUCAAGAACUUGGAGAUUCUGUAUCUUCAAACCAAUGCACUUACAGGUUCUGUUCCUAGGGAGUUAGGGAACAUGACAAGCCUCAAGACAUUAGAUCUCUCCAACAACUUUCUUGAAGGAGAGAUUCCUCUGGAGCUAUCUGGACUUCAAAAGCUUCAGUUGUUUAACCUCUUCUUCAACAAAUUACACGGCGAGAUUCCUGAGUUUGUAUCUCAGCUUCCUGAUCUUGAAGUUCUCAAGCUUUGGCACAAUAACUUCACUGGAAAGAUUCCUGAGAAUCUUGGCACAAAUGGGAGGUUGGUUGAGAUAGAUUUGUCUACUAACAAGCUGACAGGUUCGAUCCCUGAAUCACUCUGUUUCGGAAGAAACCUAAAGAUUCUCAUUCUCUUCAACAACUUCUUGUUCGGUCCUCUCCCUGAAGAUCUUGGCCAAUGCGAGCCGCUUUGGAGAUUCCGUCUAGGUCAGAACUUUUUGACAGGUAAAUUACCAAAGGGUUUGAUCUAUCUUCCAAAUGUAUCGCUUCUUGAGCUUCAAAACAACUUCUUGACCGGAGAAAUACCAGAAGAAGAGACCGGGAAUGCAAGGUUAUCUAGCCUCACUCAGAUCAAUCUGUCAAACAACCGGUUAACCGGACCGAUCCCUAGUUCAAUCAGGAACCUCAGAAGCCUUCAGAUUCUUCUUCUUGGCUCGAACCGGUUCACGGGACCAAUCCCUGGUGAAAUAGGAAGCUUGAAGAGUCUUCUCAAGAUUGACAUGAGCAGAAAUAACUUCUCUGGCAAGUUACCUUCAGAGUUUGGUGAUUGUCAGUCAUUGACCUACUUGGAUUUGAGUCAUAACAAGAUCUCAGGUCAGAUUCCGGUUCAGAUCUCACAGGUUAGGAUGCUAAACUAUCUGAAUGUUUCUUGGAACUCGUUGAACCAGAGCAUCCCUGUCGAACUCGGAUACUUGAAGAGCUUAACAUCAGCAGAUUUCUCACACAACAACUUCUCAGGUUCAAUACCAACUUCAGGGCAAUUCUUUUACUUCAACAACACGUCAUUCCUCGGAAACCCUUUUCUGUGCGGAUACUCUUCCAACCCUUGCAACGGUUCUCAAAACCAAUCUCAAUCUCAACUUCCCAACCAGAAAAAUGCAAAUUCCCAUGGAGAAAUCUCUGCGAAAUUCAAGCUGUUAUUAGGGUUAGGUCUACUAGGGUUCUUCUUGAUGUUCAUCGUUUUAGCUGUGGUCAAGAAUUGGAGAAUGAGAAGGAGCAACUCGAAUCUAUGGAAGCUCAUAGGGUUUCAACAGCUAGGUUUCAGAAGCGAGCACGUUGUGGAAUGCGUUAAAGAGAACAAUGUAAUCGGUAAAGGCGGUGCAGGGAUUGUCUACAAAGGCUUAAUGCCAAACGGAGAAGAAGUUGCGGUCAAGAAGCUCUUAUCCAUAAGUAAAACAUCAUCUCACGACAACGGUUUAUCCGCAGAGAUUCAGACAUUAGGCAGAAUCAGACACAGGAACAUAGUGAGAUUGCUUGCUUUCUGCUCAAACAAAGACGUGAACCUCCUUGUUUACGAGUAUAUGCCUAAUGGUAGUCUCGGAGAAGUCUUGCAUGGGAAAGCUGGAGUGUUUUUGAAAUGGGAGACGCGGUUGCAAAUAGCGUUGGAAGCGGCUAAAGGAUUGUGUUAUCUUCACCAUGAUUGCUCGCCGCUUAUAAUUCACCGUGAUGUGAAAUCAAACAACAUCUUGUUAGGUCCUGAUUUUGAAGCUCAUGUCGCUGAUUUUGGGCUGGCUAGGUUUAUGAUGCAAGACAAUGGAGCUUCAGAGUGUAUGUCAUCGGUCGCAGGCUCGUACGGCUACAUCGCUCCAGAAUACGCAUAUACAUUGAGAAUAGAUGAGAAGAGUGAUGUGUACAGCUUCGGAGUAGUACUAUUGGAGCUAAUAUCGGGUCGAAAACCCGUAGAUAAAUUUGGAGAAGAAGGGAUAGACAUUGUGCAAUGGUCAAAAAUUCAGACAAAUUGUAACAGACAAGGUGUGGUGAAGAUCAUUGACAAAAGAUUGAGCAAUGUGCCAUUAGGAGAAGCCAUGGAACUGUUCUUUGUGGCAAUGCUAUGUGUUCAAGAACAUAGUGUUGAGAGACCGACCAUGAGAGAAGUUGUCCAGAUGAUUUCUCAAGCUAAACAACCCAAUACUUUCUAAAUCCAGUGAAUUUAUAUAUAUAUGUUAUAUAUUUUUUGGUAUGUUGUAUGUGUUCUAUAGAGUUUCUUAGAAGUGUAAUGAUGGUUGGCGGUGAUAGGAGUUUAUAUUCAGCUGGGGGGGGGGGGGUUACUCCUGACAUUAUAUAUCCAUUCAUGCAGAACUUUAAAGAAGUUCAGACAAUUGUCAAUAAUGAGAAAUAUUAUAUGC